Messenger RNA from Racocetra persica, 226 nucleotides. NCBI's taxonomy places the organism in Eukaryota, Fungi, Glomeromycota, Glomeromycetes, Diversisporales, Gigasporaceae. The record is from the annotation of a GenBank genome assembly.
AUGGAGCAUAAACUUUCAAACAUUAUUUACAACUCUCAGUCACAUAUUUGCGAUCUGAUUACUGCACGGGAAUUAUAUCCCCAUCGUUCACAAUACACAAAGGCUAUCCAUUCGGAUCCAUAUACUGUAAAGAGGCUUAAAUCUUUUGAUAGUUUAAAAGGUCACGAAGGUUGUGUUAACACCGUUGUAUGGAAUAGCACUGGUGAUCUCAUAUUAUCUGGCUCAG